Molecule: messenger RNA, 2613 nt
Organism: Candoia aspera
Lineage: Eukaryota; Metazoa; Chordata; Lepidosauria; Squamata; Candoiidae
Product: vomeronasal type-2 receptor 26-like
Exons: 6
Coding region: 1-2613 (870 amino acids)
Biological process (GO): G protein-coupled receptor signaling pathway
Cellular component (GO): plasma membrane
Molecular function (GO): G protein-coupled receptor activity
Source: RefSeq, a predicted model, not a curated record
AUGAUGCUGUUAAUACUAUUGCUGCUGCUGCCUGAUAUAGGAUGCAAGGUUGGGCAUGCUAAAUGUGGGAUACGGCACACUCAGCUGACUGUUCCCAAGUAUUAUCAGUCAGGAGAUUUCAUCUAUGGAGGCAUUCUUUAUCAAACUGCCUUCUAUAUGAAUCCAUACAACUUCCAGAAAUAUCCUUCUGGGCCACCUUUGGGAAAAAUUGUAGUGACUGAGAACUACCAGCAUGUCUUGGCUUUGAAAUUUGCUGUGAAGGAGAUCAAUGAAAAUGCCCAAAUGUUACCCAAUGUCACCUUGGGAAUCAAUAUUUAUGAUAGUCACCUGAAUGCAAAGUGGACUUAUCACGCGGCAAUGCAAUUGAUUUCUCCAAACAGCAAGUUUUUACCCAACUAUAAGUGCAUGAUGCAGGACAACCUUUUUGCAGUUAUUGAGGGAUUGGUCUCAGACAUCAUACACCAGUUUCCAAUUGUUAUGAGUCUUUAUAAAAUUCCACAGCUCAUGUAUGGAUCUGCUAGAGUUGAAACAGGGGACAGCAAUCUCCCUUCCUUCUUUCAAAUGGUUCCAAAUGGACUUUACCAGUAUCGAGGGAUCCUCCACUUACUUCUACAUUUCAACUGGAGGUGGAUCGGAUUCCUUGUCGCAAAUGGGAUGAACUUAGACUGGUUCAUGCAGACCCUGGUUCCUGAGUUUUCCAAAAAAGGCAUUUGCUUUGCCUUCAUAGAGUUAUUCACCAGUUCAUGUUAUGAUGGCAAUACAGGAUUUUUUUUAAAAUGUAUAAUAGCAUUUUAUGAGAAAAUAAUGGAUAACAAAGUCAGUGUCAUGGUUUUUAAUGGAGAUAUGCGUUCCAUGAUCUUUUUGAGAUAUUUAUUAAAUACAGAUUAUAAAGAAUUAAUGGGAAACCCAAAAGGGAAGGUAUGGAUCCUGACUGUUGGGAUGGAGUUGAAGUUUUUUCCGAGUAAAAAGAACUGGGAUUUGCAGGACUUCCAUGGUGCCAUAUCAUUUGCAAUUCAUGCCAAACAACUGAAAGGAUUCCAACAACAUAUUCAGGACAGAAAGCCUUCCUCUGUUAAAGAAGAUGGUUUUAUCGAGGAGUUUUGGACUCAUGCAUUUGGAUGUGCAUUUCAAGAUUCUGAUCUGGGAGUUGAGGUGGAGGAUGUUUGCACUGGAGAGGAGAAGCUAGAGAGCCUUCCUGAGCACGUUUUCCCAAAAAGAAUAACAGGCCACAGCUAUAGCAUCUACAAUGCUGUCUAUGCUGUGGCUCAUGCUCUGCACGCCACGUAUUCAUCCACAUCUGGAAGAAAGACAGUAAGGAAAGGAGAAGGAAGGAAGCUUCAUAAUCAUGGGCUCUGGCUGUUAUUUCAUUUUAUGAAAGCUGUAUCAUUUAACAACAGUGCUGGUGAAAGGAUUUUCUUUGAUAAGAAUAGGGAGCUAGUUCAAGAACUUGACAUCAUCAACUGGGUGAUCUUUCCAAACCAAACAUUCACCAGAGUGAAAGUUGGAAAAAUGGACCCUCAAUCUGCUCCAGAGGAAGCAUUCACCAUAAAUGAAGACGUAAUGGUAUGGCAAAGCUGGUUUAACCAGGCAUUGCCUCUUUCAGUCUGUAAUGCUCACUGCCAACCUGGAUCUAGAAAAAAAAGGAAAGAAGGGGAACCCUUCUGCUGCUAUGACUGCAUUGUGUGCCCUAAAGGAUUGAUAUCACCACACAAGGACAUGGCUGACUGUUUCAGAUGCCCAGAUGAAUACUAUGCUAGUGAAGAUCAGAAAACCUGCGUUCCCAAGAUUAUAAGCUUCUUGUCUUAUGAAGAACCCUUGGGUAUCAGCUUAGGUACUAGUGCCCUUUCAUUUUCAUUGGCAACAGUUAUGAUACUAGGCAUAUUUCUGAAGUAUCACAACACUCCCAUAGUGAAAGCCAACAACCGUGGCCUUACCUACACCCUUCUCAUUUCACUCAUGCUGUGCUUCCUUUGUGCAUUGCUCUUCAUUGGCCAGCCAAAGAAGGCAACGUGCUUCCUCCAGCAAAUAGCCUUUGGCAUUGUCUUCACAUUGGCUGUUUCUUGUGUGCUAGCAAAAACCAUCACCGUGGUUCUCAUCUUUAUGGCUACCCAGCCAGGAUCCAGGCUCAAAAAGUAUGUAGGGAACAGCCUGGCUUGCUCUAUUGUUCUUUCUUGCUCUGUUCUUCAAGUAAGUGUCUCUCUGGUGUGGUUGGCAACUUCUCCUCCCUUCCCAGAUACUGACGUGCAUUCAGUCCCUGAAGUAAUUGUUUUGAAGUGUAAUGAGUCAUCACCAGUCAUGUUUUAUUGUGUCCUGAGCUACAUGGGUUCCCUGGCCAUUGCCAGCUUCACCGUGGCUUUUUUUGCCCGCAAGUUGCCAAAUAGCUUUAAUGAAACCAAACUUAUCACAUUCAGCAUGUUGGUGUUUUGUAGUGUUUGGUUCACUUUUGUCCCCACCUACUUGAGUGCCCAAGGAAAAUAUAUAGUAGUGGUGGAGAUCUUCUGUAUCUUAUCUUCCAGUGCUGGAUUGUUGGGUUGCCUCUUUUUCCCCAAAUGCUACAUCAUUUUGUUGCGACCUGAGCUGAACAAGAAGCAGUUCUUAAGAAGGAAGCAGUAG